AUGGCGGGAGCAUCCGUGAAGGUGGCAGUGCGCGUCCGGCCCUUCAACUCACGGGAGAUGAGCCGGGAAUCUAAAUGCAUUAUACAGAUGUCAGGAAGCACCACCACUAUCCUGAACCCGAAGCAGCCCAAAGAGACACCAAAAAGCUUCAGCUUUGACUAUUCCUACUGGUCCCACACCACGCCCGCAGACAUCAACUAUGCAUCUCAGAAGCAAGUGUACCGGGACAUUGGGGAGGAGAUGUUGCAACACGCCUUCGAAGGCUAUAACGUCUGCAUCUUUGCCUAUGGGCAGACGGGUGCUGGAAAAUCCUACACCAUGAUGGGGAAGCAGGAGAAGGAUCAGCAAGGCAUCAUCCCGCAGCUGUGCGAGGACCUCUUCUCCCGCAUCAAUGACACAACGAAUGACAACAUGUCGUACUCUGUGGAGGUGAGCUACAUGGAGAUAUACUGUGAGCGCGUGAGGGACCUCCUGAACCCCAAGAACAAGGGGAACCUGCGGGUGAGGGAGCAUCCCCUUAUGGGCCCGUACGUUGAGGACCUUUCCAAGCUGGCUGUGACCUCCUACAAUGACAUCCAGGAUCUCAUGGACUCUGGGAACAAGGCCCGCACGGUGGCUGCCACCAACAUGAACGAGACCAGCAGCCGCUCCCACGCUGUGUUCAACAUCAUCUUCACACAGAAGCGGCAUGACGCUGAGACGGACAUCACCACGGAGAAGGUCAGCAAAAUCAGUUUGGUGGACCUGGCAGGGAGUGAGCGAGCCGACUCCACUGGUGCAAAGGGCACAAGACUAAAGGAAGGAGCAAACAUCAACAAGUCCUUGACCACACUGGGGAAAGUCAUCUCUGCCUUGGCCGAAAUGGAUUCGGGGCCGAACAAGAACAAAAAGAAGAAGAAAACGGAUUUCAUCCCCUACCGGGACUCAGUACUGACCUGGCUGCUGCGGGAGAACCUGGGUGGCAACUCCAGGACGGCCAUGGUCGCUGCUCUCAGUCCUGCCGAUAUCAACUAUGAUGAGACCCUCAGCACCCUCAGGUACGCUGACCGUGCCAAGCAGAUUCGCUGCAAUGCCGUCAUCAACGAGGACCCCAACAACAAGCUCAUUCGGGAGCUGAAGGACGAGGUGGCACGCCUACGUGACCUUCUCUAUGCCCAAGGCCUCGGGGACAUCAUUGACACCCAUCCUGCUGCGGAAGGAUCCAAAUUGACGAAUGCCAUCGCCGGGAUCAGCCCCUCUUCCUCCCUGUCGGCCUUGUCCAGCCGUGCCGCCUCCGUCGCCAGCCUCCACGAGCGCAUCAUGUUUGCUCCAGGCAGUGAAGAAGCGAUCGAAAGGCUCAAGGAAACAGAGAAGAUCAUCGCGGAGCUGAACGAGACAUGGGAGGAGAAGCUGCGGAGGACGGAAGCAAUCCGGAUGGAGAGGGAAGCGUUGCUGGCUGAAAUGGGGGUGGCCAUGAGGGAGGAUGGAGGCACCUUGGGUGUUUUCUCUCCUAAAAAGACGCCCCACUUGGUCAACCUGAACGAGGACCCGCUCAUGUCCGAGUGUCUUCUCUACUACAUCAAGGAUGGGAUAACAAGGGUUGGCCGGGAAGAUGCAGAGAAGAGGCAGGACAUCGUUCUCAGCGGGCACUUCAUUAAGGAAGAGCACUGCCUUUUCCGCAGCGACACCAAAACUGGUGGUGAAGUAAUAGUGACCCUGGAGCCCUGUGAAGGUGCUGACACCUAUGUGAACGGCAAAAAGGUGACAGAGCCCAGCGUCCUGCGCUCAGGAAACCGCAUCAUCAUGGGGAAGAGCCACGUCUUCCGCUUCAACCACCCCGAGCAGGCUCGGCAGGAGCGGGAGCGGACCCCAUGCGCUGAGACCCCCGCCGAGCCUGUGGAUUGGGCUUUCGCUCAAAGAGAGCUGCUGGAGAAGCAGGGCAUUGACAUGAAGCAGGAGAUGGAGCAGCGGCUCCAGGAACUGGAGGACCAGUACCGGAGGGAGCGGGAGGAGGCGAAUUACCUUCUUGAGCAGCAGAGGCUGGACUAUGAGAGCAAAUUGGAGGCUUUGCAGAAGCAGAUGGACUCUAGGUAUUACCCUGAGGCAAAUGAGGAAGAGGAAGAACCUGAGGAUGAAGUGCAGUGGACAGAGCGGGAGUUCGAGCUGGCCCUCUGGGCCUUUAGGAAGUGGAAGUGGUACCAGUUCACCUCCCUGCGCGACCUGCUCUGGGGCAACGCCAUCUUCCUCAAGGAAGCCAAUGCUAUCAGCGUGGAGCUGAAGAAGAAGGUCCAGUUCCAGUUCGUGCUCCUCACAGACACGCUGUACUCGCCUCUCCCUCCCGACCUGCUGCCUCCUGAUGCCGCCAAGGACCGGGAGAAGCGGCCAUUCCCCCGGACCAUCGUGGCCGUAGAGGUGCAGGACCAGAAGAAUGGGGCGACGCAUUAUUGGACCCUGGAGAAGCUGAGGCAACGCCUGGACCUGAUGCGUGAAAUGUAUGACCGUGCAGCAGAAGUGCCUUCUAGCGUCAUCGAGGACUGCGACAAUGUGGUGACCGGCGGAGAUCCUUUCUACGACCGCUUCCCCUGGUUCAGGCUGGUCGGCAGUUCAGAUAUCUCUGGCUGCAACAGCUCUCCUCUUUUCAACACAUGCAUGAGCGAGCGCAUGGCUGAUCUCACCCCCUCCCCUACCUUCUCGAACCCCGACUCCGACAUCACCGAGCCUGCUGACGAGCAGCACCAGGGGCAGGAGGAGGCGGAGGACCUGGAGGAAGACAUCUUUCCGGAGUGCCCGCUGUGUGAUGGCCGGGAUCCGUUUUACGACCGCUCCCCCCUGUUCAGUUUAGUAGGAAGGGCUUUCGUCUACCUGAGCAACCUCCUCUACCCCGUGCCCCUGGUCCACCGCGUGGCCAUCGUCAGCGAGAAGGGUGAGGUGAAGGGCUUCCUGCGUGUGGCCGUCCAGGCCAUCUCAGCGGAUGAGGAAGCCCCCGACUACGGCUCCGGUGUGCGGCAGUCAGGGACGGCCAAGAUAUCCUUCGAUGACCAGCACUUUGAGAAGUUCCAGUCGGAGUCAUGCCCAGCUGUGGGGAUGUCUCGCUCGGGGACCUCCCAGGAGGAGCUGCGCAUCGUCGAAGGCCAGGGGCAGGUCAGCGACGUGGGUCCCUCCGCUGAUGAAGUCAACAACAACACCUGCGCAGUGACCCCAGAAGACCUUCUCCUGGACAGCCCAGAGAAGCCUGUGCCAGACGGGCCACUGGAGGCGGCUCUGGACCACCUGAAGCUGGGCAGCAUCUUCACUUUCCGUGUGACAGUCCUGCAAGCCUCCAGCAUCUCCGCAGAAUAUGCAGACAUCUUCUGCCAGUUCAACUUCAUCCAUCGCCACGAUGAGGCCUUUUCGACAGAGCCCUUGAAGAACACGGGACGGGGGCCACCACUGGGUUUCUAUCACGUCCAAAACAUUGCUGUGGAGGUGACCAAGUCCUUCAUUGAAUACAUCAAGAGCCAGCCGAUUGUAUUUGAAGUCUUCGGGCACUACCAGCAGCACCCCUUCCCACCUCUCUGCAAGGAUGUCCUGAGCCCGCUGAGGCCAUCCCGGCGUCACUUCCCCCGUGUGAUGCCGCUCUCCAAACCAGUGCCUGCGACAAAGCUGAGCACCAUGACUCGGCCCAGUGCCGGCCCGUGCCAGUGCAAGUACGACCUGAUGGUCUUUUUUGAGAUCUGUGAGCUGGAAGCCAACGGCGACUACAUCCCUGCCGUCGUGGACCACCGUGGAGGCAUGCCAUGCCAUGGGACUUUCCUCCUCCACCAGGGCAUCCAGAGGAGAAUCACCGUCACCUUGGUGCAUGAAACAGGCAGCCUCAUCCGCUGGAAGGAAGUGAGGGAGCUAGUUGUGGGUCGGAUCCGGAACACCCCAGAAGCAGAUGAGUCUCUCAUCGACCCCAACAUCCUAUCCCUGAACAUCCUCUCCUCAGGGUACAUCCACCCCUCACAGGAGGACCGGACUUUCUACCAGUUUGAGGCAGCGUGGGAUAGCUCCAUGCACAACUCUCUGCUGCUUAACCGUGUCACCCCAUACCGGGAGAAAAUCUACAUCACCCUUUCUGCCUACAUCGAGAUGGAGAACUGCACUCAGCCCGCCGUCAUCACCAAAGACUUCUGCAUGGUUUUCUACUCCCGGGAUGCCAAGCUUCCUGCCUCCCGCUCCAUCCGCAACCUUUUUGGCAGCGGCACCCUGCGGGCUUCCGAGAGCAACCGCGUGACAGGAGUCUAUGAACUCAGCCUCUGCCGUGUGGCCGAUGCCGGCAGCCCAGGCAUGCAGAGACGGCGCCGGCGUGUACUGGACACCUCUGUAGCCUACGUGCGGGGAGAGGAGAACCUGGCUGGCUGGCGGCCCCGCAGCGACAGCCUCAUCCUUGACCAUCAGUGGGAGCUGGAGAAACUCAGCCUCCUGCAAGAAGUGGAGAAGACUAGGCACUACCUGCUCCUGCGUGAGAAGCUGGAGACAACCCAGCGCCUGGGCCUGGAGACCCUCUCCCCCUGCUCCAGUGAGGACUCCGAGUCCCGAAGCACCUCCAGCAUCUCCUCCCCGCUCUCUGUCGACGGGGCCCCUGAGGGCCGCAUCUCUCCCACUGAGACCCCCAGUGAGAGGCAGAAGGAGCUGGCUGUGAAGUGCUUGCGCCUGCUCACGCACACCUUCAACAGGGAGUACAGCCACAGCCAUGUCUGCAUUAGCGCCAGCGAGAGCAAGCUGUCUGAAAUGUCCGUGACCCUAAUAAGAGACCCCUCCAUGCCAGCUCUGGGGGUCACCACUCUCACCCCCUCCUCGACCUGCCCGUCACUGGUGGAAGGACGCUACAACGCCAUGGAGGUCAGACCCCCCCAGAUCUCCUCCAGGGCGGAGAGCCCUGACCUGGAGCCUGCAGUAGAAGGAGAGCAGAAGAAGUCCCCGGCCCGCCGGCCUGAGGAGGAGAAGGAGCCCCAGCGUUUGCUGGUGCCUGACAUCCAGGAGAUCCGGGUCAGCCCCAUCGUCUCCAAAAAGGGCUACUUGCACUUCCUGGAGCCCCACACCAACGGGUGGGUGAAGCGCUUUGUGGUGGUCCGGCGCCCGUACGUCUACAUCUACAACUCGGACAAGGACGCGGUUGAGAGGGCCAUACUCAACCUUUCCAAGGCCCAGGUGGAGUACAGCGAGGACCAGCAGGCCAUGCUCAAGACCCCGAACACGUUUGCGGUGUGCACGGAGCACCGGGGCAUCCUGCUGCAGGCAAGCAGCGACAAGGACAUGCACGACUGGCUCUACGCCUUCAACCCCCUCCUGGCUGGGUCCAUAAGAUCCAAGCUGUCCAGAAGGAGAACAGCCCAGAUGAGAAUCUAACCUGAAAAACACCCUCCACCUCAUCCAUCUGCCAACAGGAUAAGAUAGCUGAUUCUGUCUCAAGACUCCCCAUGUUAACGUCUGAUCUCUCACACCAUCUGCUGCCCCAGCUGUCUGCUCCAUGGAAGGAUCUGUCUCGAUUCACAUCUUCACGGGGGAAACUCACUUCCGUUCGUAGCUGCAAAAGCCUGGACCCACCUGGGCAGGAUUUCUCAUGCGCAUGCCAUCUUCUGCCUGUCCCCCCAUGGGUGACCUUCAUGUCACACCAUCUGUAACGCUCUAGAAAGGUCCCUGUUAGAGGGGAGGGAGCGAGGAGGGCGGUUUCGGCUAAAAGCUGGUCUUUGAUCUACAGAGGUGGGAGUGCGGUAGAGCUUGGAGGUGGAAGAGCAGGAGGAAUUGCCUCCACGUGAAGGGAAAGUGGUAGUUUAGGUAUGGGGAUUUCCUAGUUUAUUGAUGUUUCUGCAAGAGAUGGCAGGGUAAGAUCAGGUGUCGGUAGUUUAAGAUGAUAUUUAUAAAGUAUUUAUUUCUAUUUACGUCACAAAAAUCCCAUAAGUUGGGUCCUGGCCCCCAGACAACACCUCCCCCAGGCAGGGGAGAGCCUUGGC
Haliaeetus leucocephalus (bald eagle) is the source of this 5954-nucleotide messenger RNA. RefSeq names its product kinesin family member 1A (gene KIF1A). Gene Ontology annotation, molecular function: microtubule binding; microtubule motor activity; ATP binding. The coding region runs from base 1 to 5349 and encodes 1782 amino acids. The transcript has 48 exons. NCBI's taxonomy places the organism in Eukaryota, Metazoa, Chordata, Aves, Accipitriformes, Accipitridae. Gene Ontology annotation, biological process: microtubule-based movement. The record is from RefSeq and is a predicted model, not a curated record.